AUGUCGUUCUCGCCCCCACAUGCCCACUUGGAACGAUCUCUGUAUAAAGGUGAAGACAAACUAGCCACAGGUGAAGCCAAACUAGCCACAGGUGAAGACAAACUAGCCACAGGUGAAGACAAACUAGCCACAAGUGAAGACAAACUAGCCACAGGUGAAGACAAACUAGCCACAAGUGAAGACAAACUAGCCACAGGUGAAGACAAACUAGCCACAGGUGAAGACAAACUAGCCACAGGUGAAGACACACUAGCCACAAGUGAAGACAAACUAGCCACAGGUGAAGACAAACUAGCCACAGGUGAAGACAAACUAGCCACAAGUGAAGACAAACUAGCCACAAGUGAAGACAAACUAGCCACAGGUGAAGACAAACUAGCCACAAGUGAAGACAAACUAGCCACAGGUGAAGACAAACUAGCCACAGGUGAAGACAAACUAGCCACAGGUGAAGACAAACUAGCCACAGGUGAAGACAAACUAGCCACAGGUGAAGACAAACUAGCCACAAGUGAAGACAAACUAGCCACAAGUGAAGGCAAACUAGCCACAGGUGAAGACAAACUAGCCACAGGUGAAGACAAACUAGCCACAGGUGAAGACAAACUAGCCACAGAUGAAGGCAAACUAGCCACAAGUGAAGGCAAACUAGCCACAGGUGAAGACAAACUAGCCACAGAUGAAGGCAAACUAGCCACAGGUGAAGACAAACUAGCCACAGGUGAAGACAAACUAGCCACAAGUGAAGACAAACUAGCCACAAGUGCAGACAAACUAGCCACAGGUGAAGACAAACUAGCCACAGGUGAAGACAAACUAGCCACAGGUGAAGACAAACUAGCCACAGGUGAAGACAAACUAGCCACAAGUGAAGACAAACUAGCCACAAGUGAAGACAAACUAGCCACAACCACAAGUGAAGACAAACUAGCCACAGGUGAAGACAAACUAGCCACAGGUGAAGACAAACUAGCCACAAGUGAAGACAAACUAGCCACAAGUGAAGACAAACUAGCCACAAGUGAAGACAAACUAGCCACAGGUGAAGACAAACUAGCCACAAGUGAAGACAAACUAGCCAAACUAGCCACAAGUGAAGACAAACUAGCCACAAGUGAAGACAAACUAGCCACAGGUGAAGACAAACUAGCCACAGAUGAAGGCAAACUAGCCACAGGUGAAGACAAACUAGCCACAGAUGAAGGCAAACUAGCCACAGAUGAAGGCAAACUAGCCACAGGUGAAGACAAACUAGCCACAGGUGAAGACAAACUAGCCACAGGUGAAGACAAACUAGCCACAAGUGAAGACAAACUAGCCACAGGUGAAGACAAACUAGCCACAGGUGAAGACAAACUAGCCACAGGUGAAGACAAACUAGCCGCAGAUGAAGGCAAACUAGCCACAGGUGAAGGCAAACUAGCCACAAGUGAAGGCAAACUAGCCACAGGUGAAGACAAACUAGCCACAGGUGAAGACAAACUAGCCACAGGUGAAGACAAACUAGCCACAGGUGAAGACAAACUAGCCACAGAUGAAGGCAAACUAGCCACAAGUGAAGACAAACUAGCCACAAGUGAAGGCAAACUAGCCACAGGUGAAGACAAACUAGCCACAGGUGAAGACAAACUAGCCACAGGUGAAGACAAACUAGCCACAAGUGAAGACAAACUAGCCACAGAUGAAGGCAAACUAGCCACAAGUGAAGGCAAACUAGCCACAAGUGAAGACAAACUAGCCACAAGUGAAGGCAAACAAGCCACAGAUGAAGGCAAACUAGCCACAGAUGAAGGCAAACUAGCCACAGAUGAAGGCAAACUAGCCACAGAUGAAGGCAAACUAGCCACAGAUGAAGGCAAACUAGCCACAAGUGAAGGAUAUACCCCUAGCGGCGAGUAUGCUUCAGGAUAUACCCCUAGCGGCGAGUAUGUUACAGGAUAUACCCCUAGCGGCGAGUAUGCUUCAGGAUAUACCCCUAGCGGCGAGUAUGCUUCAGGAUAUACCCCUAGCGGCGAGUAUGCUUCAGGAUAUACCCCUAGCGGCGAGUAUGUUACAGGAUAUACCCUAGCGGCGAGAUAUACCCCUAGCGGCGAGUAUGUUACAGGAUAUACCCCUAGCGGCGAGUAUGUUACAGGAUAUACCCCUAGCGGCGAGUAUGUUACAGGAUAUACCCCUAGCGGCGAGUAUGCUUCAGGAUAUACCCCUAGCGGCGAGUAUGUUACAGGAUAUACCCCUAGCGGCGAGUAUGCUUCAGGAUAUACCCCUAGCGGCGAGUAUGUUACAGGAUAUACCCCUAGCGGCGAGUAUGCUUCAGGAUAUACCCCUAGCGGCGAGUAUGUUACAGGAUAUACCCCUAGCGGCGAGUAUGUUACAGGAUAUACCCCUAGCGGCGAGUAUGUUACAGGAUAUACCCCUAACGGCGAGUAUGCUUCAGGAUAUACCCCUAGCGGCGAGUAUGUUACAGGAUAUACCCCUAGCGGCGAGUAUGUUACAGGAUAUACCCCUAGCGGCGAGUAUGUUACAGGAUAUACCCCUAGCGGCGAGUAUGUUACAGGAUAUACCCCUAGCGGCGAGUAUGUUACAGGAUAUACCCCUAGCGGCGAGUAUGCUUCAGGAUAUACCCCUAGCGGCGAGUAUGUUACAGGAUAUACCCCUAGCGGCGAGUAUGCUUCAGGAUAUACCCCUAGCGGCGAGUAUGUUACAGGAUAUACCCCUAGCGGCGAGUAUGCUUCUAAUCCUAAUCUUGGUUUUGAAUGGUCAGAAUAUGAGAGUGGGGGGCUGCCCCUCCCCACCCACCCACCCCCAACCCUCUCCACAAGCACCGUGCGUCCAUCAACCGUCGAGGAAUUGGUGGAAGGAGUCUGUCACUCUGUCAAUUAG
Messenger RNA from Procambarus clarkii (red swamp crayfish), 2880 nucleotides. The record is from RefSeq and is a predicted model, not a curated record. Lineage: Eukaryota; Metazoa; Arthropoda; Malacostraca; Decapoda; Cambaridae.